This is a messenger RNA of Pistacia vera, 1435 nucleotides long. Its product is annotated as putative disease resistance RPP13-like protein 1. Bases 134 to 1435 code for a protein of 433 amino acids. The record is from RefSeq and is a predicted model, not a curated record. NCBI's taxonomy places the organism in Eukaryota, Viridiplantae, Streptophyta, Magnoliopsida, Sapindales, Anacardiaceae. Gene Ontology annotation, molecular function: ADP binding. The transcript is spliced from 2 exons. Gene Ontology annotation, biological process: defense response to other organism.
UAAAUCCAUUCUCCUAAUUUCUCCUUUUCAUUUUCUUAUCACAAAUUCAACAACUCAAACACCAAUUUCCAUCUCUUUAUCUUGCAGACACUGCUUCCUUGCAGAAUCCAUAUCACUAAUUUCAGUCAAAACCAUGCCAGUGGGAGAAGUCUUUCUUGGUGCUUUUCUUCAGGUGUUGUUCGACAGAUUGGCGCCGCGUAAGCUGUCGCUCUUUCCAUGUGAAGAUGGGAUACGUUCAGAGUUGAAGCAGUGGAAGAGAAAGUUUUUAAUGAUCCAGGCAGUGCUCAACGAUGCCGAGGAGAAGCAACUGACGAACGAGGCUGUGAAAAUGUGGAUGGAGGAUCUCCAAGACUUGGCUUAUGACGUGGAGGACAUCCUGGAUGAGUAUGCUACUCAGGUUCUAGAGCGGGAAUUGAUGACGGAACAACCGACAAACAGAAUUGCUGAUUAUUUCUCUUCUUGGACUCCAAGUGCUCUGAUUUCCCAGACUGAUAUGAAGUCCAAGAUAGAAGAGAUUACUUCCCGUUUAGAAGAUCUCUGUGAAGAAAAGAAUGAUCUUGGCCUGAAAGAGAUUGCUGGAGGCUCAUCUACUGUUUCAUGGCAAAGACCACCUAGUACAUGUGUGCCAACUGAACCAGCGGUUAUCGGAAGAGAUGCUGAUAAAGCCGAGAUACUUAAAAUGGUGUCAACCAAUAAACAGAGUAGUGGCAGCUUUCAUGUAAUACCCAUUGUUGGCCUAGGAGGAGUUGGCAAAACAACACUUGCUCGGGAGGUGUACAACGACAAGGCAGUGGCGGAUUUCAAUCCAAAAGCAUGGGCAUGUGUUUCGGAUGAUUUUGAUGUUAUGGGAAUUUCCAAGGCGAUUCUUGAGUCAAUCACUUCAUCAUCUUGUAGUCUACAGAACUUAAAUGAAGUCCAGGUUCAGUUGAAAAACAAGGUAACUGGAAAAAAAUUCCUCCUUGUAUUAGAUGAUGUUUGGAGCAGAGAUUAUGGCUUGUGGGAAACCCUUAAAUCUCCCUUCAUGGCUGGGGCACCAGGAAGUAGGAUAAUUGUGACGACACGCAGCAUCGAUGUAGCUUUAACAAUGGGACACAGUGAAUAUUUUAAGUUGGAAGUUCUUUCAAAUGAUGAUUGUUGGGGCAUAUUCGAGAAGCAUGUAUCUGGGAGCACGGUUGUUGUUUCAGGCCAGAAUUUAAAUUCAAUUCGUGAUAAAGUUGUUGAGAAGUGCAGAGGGUUACCCUUAGCAGCCAGGACUCUCGGGGGUCUUUUACGAUCUAAGCAAAGAUAUGAUGAGUGGGAAGAUGCAUUGAACAGUAAAUUAUGGGAUUUACCUGAAGAAAAUGGCAUUCUCUCUGUUUUGAGACUAAGCUACCAUCAUCUUCCUUCGCAUUUAAAUGAUGUUUUGUUAUAUUGUUCAUUUUCCCAAGGAUUAUGA